AUGUCGGCAGAUAUUCAGCCAGAUAUUGGGAGACAGCCUGCUUUUGUUGGAAUAAUGUUAACAUUGUGCGUCAUAGCUGUGUUGCUCAACUUGUUGGUGAUCCUUGCAGUUGUUAAGUUUGGUCGAGGCCGUUCGUCCAUCGACAUAUUUGUCUCAAACUUGGCUGUAAGUGACAUCCUACAUGCGGGCAUUGUCACGCCAAUUUACUUCAAAAACGUGACCGUGUAUCACAAAAAUUUCUACGGAGGCGGAUUUGUUUGUAAACUGACCAUGUUCAUCCCGUUGCUAAGCAUACUUGGAGGGACUUUAACCAUGGUUGCCAUCUCUCUUGACAGAUAUAGAAUGUAUGUUACCAAGAAACAACCUAUCACUCGACGCCAAGCCCUUUUUGUUGUUGCGCUCAUUUGGAUAACCGCGUUCUUAAUCUCGUCACCCCACUUUUACGAAUAUAAUGUUUAUGAAGACGCAGAUGAGAAAAAUCAGAAUCACACGUAUACGGCAUGUGGAUCUGAAGGCAUUGCAGAAAAUUUUGAGACAAUCUACGCAUCUUGUGUCGUGACCUUGGCAUUUCUCGUUCCGGUCCUCGUUUUAGCCAUCUGCUACACAAAAGUCAUGAUUCACGUGCGGAAACAUAGCAGACGACUUCGAUGUACUCAGAGUAUUCCGACUAAUGCCUCAUGUUCUACUGAAAGCAUUACCACGACAAAUAGGAUGGUGUCCGCGGAGAAAAUUCGCAAGCUGAAUAUGCUGAUACUGAUUUCAACAACAUUUAUCGCCCUUUGGACACCAUACUUCAUCAUGUUCGCAUUAACGGAGAUUACCGGUACAGACGAUACUGCUCACUUUUUGGAGUGGCCUCAUGUGGUAAACCGGACAAUGACUGUACUGAGUACAAUCUCAAAUCCACUGAUAUACCUGGUGUACAGCAAAACAUGUAGACAGACUAUUCUUGACAUCUUAACAUGCACUUCAAUCCGUGAGCCUCAGGUGGAAGGAACAGUAGGUGAACCAAGUCACAAGGUGGGCCCGGCGAAUGAGAACUGGAAUGCAAGUGAAUAUGGAAGGACAGAUGUAAUAAAAGUCAAUAUUUAAAAUGCGACGUAGUAUUUGUCGACUUCUCGAGGUUUGAUUGUGAACCGUUUCACACAUAGUUGAUAAUGAGUUAUGGCGUUGACAGUUUCAUUAGUGUUGUUGUUCUUGCUGCUGUUGUAUUUAUUUUACCUAAGUUAUCAAUAACACCAGAUUUGAUGCAGCUUGUAUUAUUUAUUGAAUGCUUCUUUUGUUUCAUCCAAAUAAAUUACCAUUCCAAUUUUAGAAACUUCUAGAGAGGCAAAAUGAAAAGCAAUGUUUUGAGUCAUAUCUUGAUUGAAGUUUUUUCUUAGCACUGCUCAUUUAGGCCCCGCAUCAAGACAGUUAAUUAAAAAACAUUGAAAUUGACAAAGAACGGUUUUAAAUGAUGAAAUGGUCACGUCGUUUAAAGAAUUUGAAUGCGAUAUUUUUGACGCUCAUUGUUUUGUAUCUAGAGAUUAAUAACUUGGUUGCUGACCUCAGGUCAUUAAAAGAAGCAAUCUUGGAACUCAUUCAUUAUCCCCUUUGUUCACCACGUUUAGUUUUGCCAGACAUUCAUGUAUUCCCUUAGUGGCUAAAAAUCAUUUAUUUAAUAUCGAUGUUUGGAAAAAUAAUGACGAUACGCAUAUUUGACUCUGUGGAAAGGUUUUUUUCUUAUUAAAAAGGAAUGUAACAUUGCAGCCCUUCAACAAUGAUUAUAUAAAGUAUGUAAACCACGUUAAAAGAUAUUUUCAAAUAUAAUACAAAAUGAUUCAAAGUUUAUUUCAAUCAGAACCAUUAGGCUUAAAAGCCCAUGAGGCAUACACAUACAAAACUUUAUUACGAACAGUUUAUACAUUUAACAAUAAUUUCAUUAUAACAAUAUAUCAUGCAAAUAU
Ruditapes philippinarum (Manila clam) is the source of this 1946-nucleotide messenger RNA. RefSeq names its product neuropeptide receptor 22-like. The transcript has 4 exons. Gene Ontology annotation, molecular function: neuropeptide receptor activity. Gene Ontology annotation, biological process: neuropeptide signaling pathway. Lineage: Eukaryota; Metazoa; Mollusca; Bivalvia; Venerida; Veneridae. The coding region runs from base 1 to 1092 and encodes 363 amino acids. The record is from RefSeq and is a predicted model, not a curated record. Gene Ontology annotation, cellular component: membrane.